Diospyros lotus (date-plum) is the source of this 1347-nucleotide messenger RNA. RefSeq lists its product as uncharacterized. The coding region runs from base 1 to 1347 and encodes 448 amino acids. The record is from RefSeq and is a predicted model, not a curated record. Lineage: Eukaryota; Viridiplantae; Streptophyta; Magnoliopsida; Ericales; Ebenaceae. The transcript is spliced from 4 exons.
AUGACCAGAUCAUCUAAGGGUGACCUAAUUGAUUUAUAUCCAGAAAUUGAUAGAACCCUUAGGCGACAAGCAAGAGAACUUAGAUCUCAAGAUAGGGCAGUGACUAAUAGUGUCUUUCCCAUUGUUUCUGAUACUGUGUUUGAGUUCCAACCUAAACUGAUCAAUAUGGCCGCCAAUGAAAACAAUGGCAAUGAGAAUAGGAAUAAUGGGAAUAAUGCUAACAGAACUAUUAGAGAAUUAGCUGCCCCUGAUGUGCAUUAUCAACCCUUGUGCAUUCAGUAUCCUCAAUUGGAGGCAAACUUUGAACUGAAAUCUGGAUUGAUACAUUUGCUUCCCAAGUUUCAUGCUCUUGCAGGUGAAGAUCCACACAAGCAUCUGAAGGAGUUUCAUGUGGUAUGCUCCACCAUGAGGCCGCCAGGGGUUGAUGAAGAACAAAUAAAGCUAAGGGCAUUCCCUUUCUCUCUUGAUAGAGCUGCCAAAGACUGGCUGUAUUACUUGCCACCUGCUGCCAUUACCAAUUGGGAUGGCCUGAGGAGAAUAUUUCUGAAGAAGUUCUUCCCUGCUUCUAGAACAGCAGCUAUCCGGAAGGACAUUUGUGGCAUCCGACAAAUAGAUGGAGAAAGCUUGCAUGAGUAUUGGGAGAGAUUCAAGAAGUUGUAUUUAGUGGAUGCUGCAUAUGGAGGAGCCUUAGUGGAAAAGACACCAGCUGCAGCCCGGGACUUAAUUUCAAAGAUGGCUCAAAAUGCACAACAAUUUGGUACCAGGUUGAACACUCCCAUGAAGACUGUCAAUGAGGUUGGUUUUGCUGCACCUAUGGACCAAAGGAGAAUAGAAAAUAGGCUGGAGGAACUCACUUCAACGGUUCGCCAGUUAGCCCUUGAUCAAAACCAGCCCCAGAUAACACAGAAUCAUGCAAUGGAAUCUUCCCUGGAAGACCGUUUCAGCACCAGCCACAACAGAAGGUUCAAUGCAUCAGGUCAAAGUAAUGCCACACCAAUGAAGCAACAAGCACAGACAUUACCCAAGACAGAACCAAGCUUGAAUGACAUAGUGCAGCAAUUGGCUGCCAAUACUCUCAAAUUCCAACAACGGACUGACACCACCAUACAGAAUUUGGAGACACAGAUUGGGCAGUUAGCAACUAACAUAAAUGAGCUAAGGAGUCAAGGUUCAGGUCAGCUACCUUCACAGCUAAUAUCCAAUCAAAAGGGAAAUGUGAGUGCGAUCAUGCUGCGUAGUGGUAAAGAAGUGAAUGCUCUAGAGAAGGCACAAGAAGAAACUGGUAGAAAAGAAGAGUCGCAGCCCCUCUCAAUUCAAAGGGCCAAGCAGCACAUCAAUAAUGAUUAG